ACCAGGACAGUGCUCACGCAAGGAAGCUUGCUUUUGUCCUGCAGCUGCGGCAGGGUCUCAGAACGGAGGCCCGGCCUGGCUUAUGACGCCUCGAGCAGCCAGUGACAGGCCACGCCCGCCCUGCAUGUGCUGCUUGCUGCUGCUGAGAGAAGACGGGAAGACAGACGGAGCUGUGAAUAAGAAAAGAAAGAAGAAAGUGCAGUGGGUGCAGCUGUAGAAAAGGUGUAGAAAAAGAAAAUGGCGCAGUUGCAUGGAAGGAGAUAUAUUCGGGCAUUUGUAAGUGGAUUUUUUGUGGCUGUACCAGUCACUGUGACUUUCCUCGAUCGAGUUGCUUGCAUUGCAAGAGUGGAAGGUGUUUCAAUGCAGCCUUCCUUGAAUCCUGGUGAUUAUAAUAAAUCCGAUGUAGUACUUUUGAACCGAUGGAGUGUUCGGAAUUAUGAAGUUCAGCGAGGUGACAUCGUCUCUCUAGUGUCUCCAAAGAACCCAGAACAAAAGAUUAUUAAACGAGUGAUUGGUCUGGAAGGAGACAUUGUAAAAACAGUAGGCUACAAGAAACAAUAUGUGAAGAUUCCUAGUGGUCAUAUGUGGGUGGAAGGUGACCAUCGAGGACGUAGUUUUGACAGUAAUGCUUUUGGGCCAGUUUCUCUUGGACUUCUGCAUGCACAUGCCACUCAUAUCGUAUGGCCUCCUUGUCGUUGGCAGAAACUGAAGCCACAACUCUCAAAUGAACGAAAUCCAAUACAAAGUGACAAAGAAUGAUUUUGACUAUUACUGUAUGUUUUUUUUUCAUAAUUAGAUGAAUAAUGUGGUUACUAGUCUAAAUGAUCGCUAUUUACUGUGUAAUUGAUGUUCAUAUUCACUAUUAUUGUUUUUUUCUGUUCAAAAUAUGUUUAAUGUCAAUGAAAUUGCUCUGGAUUAUCUUUGAAAAGGGCUGAAUAAAAAACAAA
Molecule: messenger RNA, 947 nt
Organism: Pseudophryne corroboree (corroboree frog)
Lineage: Eukaryota; Metazoa; Chordata; Amphibia; Anura; Myobatrachidae
Gene: IMMP2L
Product: inner mitochondrial membrane peptidase subunit 2
Exons: 7
Coding region: 238-759 (173 amino acids)
Cellular component (GO): mitochondrial inner membrane peptidase complex; membrane
Molecular function (GO): serine-type endopeptidase activity
Source: RefSeq, a predicted model, not a curated record